GUGACCUCUCAACACACGCACCCCAACUCUAUAUAAUGCGAAUGCGGGGUGAGAUUUGUUCCUUCCGACUUAUCACCAACUGUGCAGAGAUUCAUAGUCUUCCAUCGAACAAAAUCUUCAAUCUUUACAGAGGUCGAAAUGGCGGAGCAGAGCCACAAGCACUCCCACUUCAAAGGCCAGCCGCGACUCCCCAAAUUCGCCGUUCCCAAGCGCUACGAUCUCAAGCUCAAACCCGAUCUAACCGCCUGUAGAUUCUCCGGUGCCGUUCAAAUAUCCGUCGACGUUGUUUCGGACACCAAGUUCCUCGUCCUCAACGCCGCUGAGCUCGCCGUCGAUCCUAAAUCCGUCACUUUCACAUCCAGUGAUGAGGUUUUGGAAUCAGUAGAGGUAGAGUUGCUUGAGGAUGAUGAGAUUGUUGUGUUGGAAUUCAAGGAAAAUUUACCAGUUGGUGAAGGUGUUUUGAACAUCGAAUUUGAGGGGACUCUAAAUGAUAGAAUGAAAGGCUUCUACAGAAGCACUUAUGAACACAACGGCGAGAAGAAAAACAUGGCUGUGACUCAGUUCGAGCCGGCUGACGCUAGGCGGUGCUUCCCCUGUUGGGAUGAGCCUGCUUGCAAGGCGACAUUCAAGAUUACAUUAGAGGUACCAUCUGAGCUGGUAGCACUUUCCAACAUGCCAGUCAUUGAAGAGAAAAUAAAUGGGAAUCUAAAGACAGUUUACUAUGAAGAAUCACCAAUCAUGUCCACUUACCUGGUGGCAGUUGUAGUUGGGCUGUUCGAUUAUGUUGAGGAUCAUACUCCUGAUGGAGUUGUUGUCCGGGUAUACUGUCAGGUUGGCAAGGUUAGUCAAGGGAAGUUUGCCCUGGAUGUAGCUGUCAAAACACUUGGCCUUUAUAAAAAGUACUUUGAAGUGCCAUAUUCUCUUCCUAAGUUGGACAUGAUUGCCAUUCCUGAUUUUGCUGCUGGGGCCAUGGAGAAUUAUGGUCUUGUUACAUACCGAGAAACAGCUUUGCUUUAUGAUGACAAGCACUCGGCGGCCGCUAAUAAACAGAGGGUUGCUGUUGUUGUAGCCCAUGAGCUGGCACACCAGUGGUUUGGAAAUCUUGUCACGAUGGAAUGGUGGACUCAUUUAUGGUUGAAUGAGGGAUUUGCCACAUGGGUGGCCUAUUUAGCUGCUGAUAGCUUGUUUCCAGAUUGGCAGAUUUGGACUCAAUUUCUUGAUGAAAGUACUGCUGGGCUUCGACUGGAUGCUCUUGCAGAAUCUCACCCCAUAGAGGUGGAAAUCAAUCAUGCCGGUGAAAUUGAUGAAAUUUUUGACGCAAUAAGUUAUAGGAAGGGUGCAUCUGUCAUCCGGAUGCUUCAGAGUUAUCUUGGGCCUGAAUGUUUCCAGAGGUCACUUGCUUCCUACAUCAAAAGAUACGCUUGCUCGAAUGCGAAAACAGAAGAUUUAUGGUCAGUACUUGAGGAGGGUUCUGGUGAGCCCGUGAAGAUACUGAUGAACUCUUGGACCAAACAGAAAGGCUAUCCUGUAGUGUCCGUGAAAAUCAAAGACCAAAAGUUGGAGUUUGAACAGACACAAUUUUUGUUGAGCGGUUCUCAAGGUGAAGGGCAAUGGAUUGUUCCAGUGACUCUGUGUUGUGGUUCUUAUGAAGCUCGUAAACAUUUCUUGCUGCAAACAAAAAGUGAGACUCUUGAUGUUAUAGAGUUAUUGGGUGGCUCAAAUUUAUCUGCCCGCCCUUGGAUCAAAGUCAAUGUGGGACAAACUGCUUUCUUUCGGGUAAAAUAUGAUGAAGAGCUAUCGGCUAGGCUCAGGGAUGCAAUAGAGAAAAAGUCCUUGGCAAUCAGUGAUAAAUAUGGAAUUUUGGAUGACUAUUAUUCAUUGUCCAUGGCAUGCCAGCAAUCUUUGAGCUCUUUGCUUGCAUUGAUGGGUGCUUUCAGAGAGGAGCUUGAUUACACAGUUUUAUCCAAUUUGAUCACUAUAUCUUUUAAAGUGGCAAGCAUAGUGGCUGAUGCUGCGCCUGAUUUGCUGGCUGACUUGAAACUGUUUUUCAUCAAUCUUUUCCAGAUUUCUGCGGAGAGGCUUGGAUGGGACCCUAAGCAAGGGGAAAGCCACCUCGAUGCCAUGUUAAGGGGAGAGCUCUUAUCAGCACUAGCUUCGUUUGGACAUCAACAGACACUAGAUGAGGCCAAUAGGCGGUUUCGUUUAUUUUUGGAUGAUAGGAACACACCUGUUCUUCCUCCUGAUUUGAGAAGGGCAGUAUAUGUGGCCGUAAUGCAGAACGUGAGUACAUCAGAUAGAUUCGGCUAUGAGUCUCUUCUGAGAAUUUACAGAGAAACCGACCUUAGCCAGGAGAAAACGAGAAUAUUAGGCUCAUUAGCUUCCUCUCGGGAUCCUGAAAUUACUCUCGAGUUUCUGAACUUCUUGUUAUCAUCUGAGGUUCGGAGCCAAGAUGCUGUAAUUGGAUUGAGUGUUAGUAGGGAAGCUCGUGAAAUCACAUGGAAUUGGUUGAAAGAAAAUUGGGACCAUAUCUCCAAGACUUAUGGAGCUGGAUUUCUGGUAACACGCUUUAUUUCUGCUGUUGUGUCUCCGUUUACUUCGAAUGAGAAGGCUGAGGAAGUAGAGCAGUUUUUCGACAGCCGUAUGAAGCCUUACAUUGCGAGGACAUUGAAACAGAGUAUCGAGAGAGUCCACAUAAAUGCGGCCUGGGUUAAAAGCAUUCAGAGCGAGAAAAAUCUUGCCGAGGCUGACGGGCCAGAUGCAGCAGAGCGACGACCCGGAGCUUCAAUCUCUACAGAUGUGGAAAUGGCGGAGCAGAGCCACAAGCACUCCCAGUUCAAAGGACAGCCGCGACUCCCCAAAUUCGCCGUUCCCAAGCGCUACGAUCUCAAGCUCAAACCCGAUCUAACCGCCUGUAAAUUCUCCGGCGCCGUUCAAAUCUCCGUCGACGUUAUUUCGGACACGAAGUUCCUUGUCCUCAACGCAGCAGAGCUCGCCGUCGAUCCCAAAUCCGUUACUUACACAUCGAGUGAUAAGGUUUUGGAAUCAGUAGAGGUAGAAUUGUUUGAGGAUGAUGAGAUUGUUGUGUUGGAAUUCAAGGAAAAUUUACCAGUUGGUGUAGGUGUUUUGAACAUCGACUUUGAGGGGACUCUAAAUGAUGGAAUGAAAGGCUUCUAUAGAAGCACUUAUGAACACAAUGACGAGAAGAAAAACAUGGCUGUGACUCAGUUUCAGCCGGCUGAUGCUAGGCGGUGCUUCCCCUGUUGGGAUGAGCCUGCUUACAAGGCGACAUUCAAGAUUACAUUAGAGGUACCAUCUGAGCUGAUAGCACUUUCCAACAUGCCAGUCAUUGAAGAGAAAAUAUUUGGGAAUCUAAAGACAGUUUACUAUGAAGAAUCACCAAUCAUGUCCACUUACCUGGUGGCAGUUGUAGUUGGGCUGUUCGAUUAUGUUGAGGACCAUACUCCUGAUGGAGUCGUUGUCCGGGUAUACUGUCAGGUUGGCAAGGUUAGUCAAGGGAAGUUUGCCCUGGAUGUAGCUGUCAAAACACUUGGCAUUUAUAAAGAGUACUUUGCAGUGCCAUAUUCUCUUCCUAAGUUGGACAUGAUUGCCAUUCCUGAUUUUGAUGGAGCCAUGGAGAAUUAUGGUCUUGUUACUUACCAGGAAACAGCUUUGCUUUACGAUGAUAAGCACUCGGCGGCCGCUAAUAAACAGAGAGUUGCUGUUGCUGUAGCCCAUGAGCUGGCACACCAGUGGUUCGGAAAUCUUGUGACAAUGGAAUGGUGGACUCAUUUAUGGUUGAAUGAGGGAUUUGCCACUUGGGUGGCCUAUUUAGCUGUUGAUAGCUUGUUUCCAGAUUGGCAGAUUUGGACUCAAUUUCUUGAUGAAAGUACUGCUGGGCUUCGAUUGGAUGCUCUUGCAGAAUCUCACCCCAUAGAGGUGGACAUCAAUCAUGCUGGGGAAAUUGGUGAAAUUUUUGACGCAAUAAGUUAUAGGAAAGGUGCAUAUGUCAUCUGGAUGCUUCAAAGUUAUCUUGGGCGUGAAUGUUUCCAGAGGUCACUUGCUUCCUACAUCAAAAGAUACGCUUGCUCGAAUGUGAAAACAGAAGAUUUAUGGUCAGUACUUCAGGAGGAAUCUGGUGAGCCCGUGAAUAUACUGAUGAACUCUUGGACCAAACAGAAAGGCUAUCCUGUAGUGUCCGUGAAAAUCAAAGACCAAAAGUUGGAGUUUGAACAGACACAAUUUUUGUUGAGCGGUUCUCGAGGUGAAGGGCAAUGGAUUGUUCCAGUGACUCUGUGUUGUGGCUCUUAUGAAGCUCGUAGAAAUUUCUUGCUGCAAACGAAAAGUGAGACUCUUGAUGUUAAAGGAUUAUUGGGUGCUUCAUCUGCCCGCCCUUGGAUCAAAGUCAAUGUGGGACAAACUGCUUUCUUUCGGGUAAAAUAUGAUGAAGAGCUAACUGCUAGGCUCAGAGAUGCAAUAGAGAAAAAGUCUUUGUCAAUCAGUGAUAAAUAUGGAAUUUUGGAUGACUAUUAUUCAUUGUCCAUGGCAUGCCAGCAAUCUUUGAGCUCUUUGCUUGCAUUGAUGGGUGCUUUCAGAGAGGAGCUUGAUUACACAGUUUUGUCCAACUUGAUCACUAUAUCUUUUAAAGUGGCAAGCAUAGUGGCUGAUGCUGCGCCUGAUUUGCUAGCCGACUUGAAACUGUUUUUCAUCAAUCUUUUCCAGAUUUCUGCCGAGAGGCUUGGAUGGGACCCUAAGCAAGGGGAAAGCCACCUCGAUGCCAUGUUAAGGGGAGAGCUUUUAUCAGCACUAGCUUCGUUUGGGCAUCAAGAGACACUAGACGAGGCCAAUAGGCGGUUUCGUGUAUUUUUGGAUUAUAGGAACACACCUGUUCUUCCUCCUGAUUUGAGAAGGGCAGUAUAUGUGGCCGUAAUGCAGAACGUGAGUACAUCAGAUAGAUUCGGCUACGAAUCUCUUCUGAGGAUUUACAGAGAAACCGACGUUAGCCAGGAGAAAAAGCGAAUAUUAAGCUCAUUAGCUUCUUCUCGGGAUCCUGAAAUUACUCACGAGUUUCUGAACUUUUUGCUAUCAUCUGAGGUUAGAAGCCAAGAUGCUGUAAUUGGAUUGAGCGUUAGUAGGGAAGCUCGUGAAACCACAUGGAAUUGGUUGAAAGAAAAUUGGGACAAUAUCUCAAAGACUUAUGGAUCUGGAUUUCUGAUAGCACGCUUUAUUUCUGCUGUUGCGUCUCCGUUCACUUGGAAUGAGAAGGCUGAGGAAGUAGAGCAGUUUUUCGCAAGCCGUAUGAAGCCUUACAUUGCGAGGACAUUGAAACAGAGUAUUGAGAGGGUCCGCAUAAAUGCAGCCUGGGUUAAAAGCAUUCAGAGCGAGAACAAUCUUGCCGAGGCCAUUAAGGAGCUAGCUCACAGAAAAUACUAAUAAAAUAAAAUAA
Striga asiatica is the source of this 5443-nucleotide messenger RNA. The record is from the annotation of a GenBank genome assembly. Lineage: Eukaryota; Viridiplantae; Streptophyta; Magnoliopsida; Lamiales; Orobanchaceae.